AUGCCGAUUAAUGAAAAUCCAGUAUUAACUGAUGAAUACUUGCAAACCUACAAUGCCGAAAUAUUGGUCGGUCCCAUUGAACUUUCCUCAUGUAUUGACCUGUGCGAUCAGGGUGGUGUAAUGACAUUAACCUCACCGAAACUAUUUAAAACUCGUACACGAAACUUUUUAUUGCAUUUACGAACUAUGUCAGAUCAAAGUAAGGAUGGUCAAGCUAAAACACGUGGAUGCGAUUGGUUACACGAAAUAUCUAUAUCUGUACGUGGUGUAAAGACAAUAAAUAUACCUAAUGAACGUACACAACGAAUUGCAAUGCUUGAAAGUAAACUGCUAUUAGAGAAUUUAUUUUUGAUUAUAAGUUCUACUGAAACUUCGAGGCUAGAAAAAAAUCUUGCUUUAGAUAUAUUGAUAUGGAUUUGUUUUAUACGCUUGAAUCGUUAUCGUUCCUCGAAGUCUGAAAGUAUGAAAGCACAGUUGAAUAAAAAUGUGCAACAUUAUAAUGUGGAUCUUGUAGCACAACAAAUUGAAUGUAUUUCUAUAGCUGAAAAGUACAUACACAGUAUCAUUCGUAACUGUAUCAUUCAUAGCGAUCGUUCGAUCGCUCACAAAUGUGUGAAAGUAAUAAUUAUAUUAACAGAUGGGAUAGGUAACAUGCCUAGUGAACUUCAGAAUGAACUUAAUUUGAGCGUUGCUGUUAAAACGGCUAUAUCAUCCACAUUCAAGGAGUUGCCACUUUCAAAACAUGCGAGUGUUGUACAUUGGUUUACAACAUUGGUUUGUGCCACAUCUACUGCUGAUUCGCAUAACGAAAUUUCUGAAUUAUGCAUAAAGUUGUUAACCAAGAUAUCUGCAGAAAUUUCGCAGCGUUGGGAUCCGUAUGGUGCAUUACUAGGAACCAGAUUUGGCAUGUAUGGUUUUCCAUUUGAGCCCGAAAUUUUCGAUUAUGAGUUACCAAGCAUGAACAAGAAUACCGCACCAAUUCCUUCAACCUUUUUAAGCAUCAUGCGACAAAAUGCAGGUGCAAUGCAAACAGCUGGUAUGGAUAUUAAAAAGCUCUGUUCAAUUGAUAGCGUAGAUUUUCGAACAUUCCCACAUUUGAUAAAAUGUAAAAGUGUGAGCAACCAAUUGCGAGGCUUAUUAGAGGUAGAACAGUUGCAUUUUUCUUGUGCUGCAACAUCUGAAGCUACUCGCAUAGAUAAUUUGGAUUCAAUUUCAACUGGCAAUGGGUCGAGUAUAAAUGUGGAAGAUAUUAUUAUGGGACCAAUGCAAUCUGUUUCCGUAGAUGUUUUAAAGGAUCCCGAUAUUGAUAAGAUACACGACAUUGUUAAUAAUGUCCAAAAUAUUAUUGUUGAUAAACAUCUUAAAUUAAAGAAACCCAAAGAAGUUGAACAAAAAGCCAAUGGCGUUUCUCACUUUGAGCAUUUGCCGCAUUUAUCAUCGAAAUACAAUUCUAUGUUGCCAAAAUUCAAAGCAAUUUGCAAAUACAUUGAGCUAUGUGAUGACACAACUAAAAAUUCCGCUAGCAAUAAAGCGGAACUUUUUAAAGAAAAAGCAAUAUCAGCCCAAGCUAAAUUAUCAGCUUUGGAGGAUGCCCUCACAAAGUUAGAUGAAACUCAAACAACAGUUAAAGAUGUGCUUAAAAUGCAUAAUAAUAAUGGAGAACAACGCAUAACGCAAAAACAAAGUGCACAACUACCUCAUGUGAACAAGGAAAAUAUUACAACUAAUGUCUUCUCUUGGCAUAAAUUGCUUUUGCCUCCGCCGAAACAAAUGAUUGUUAUCGAUCGUAUGCACUCUGGCGCUCGCCGAUUUGUUGUGCUAGACUUCGGCGCGCAUAUCCUAUUAACCGAUUUAGUAAUACCAGCUUGUGAUGAGCUCGCAUCGCUACACAUAGAUAUUUGGUGUUUUGAUGAAGAAACUGACAGUGUGCGUUUGACAGUAACACAUGAUAUCGGCACUAAGACAUUAGUUUUGACUGAUUUACAACCACCGCCAAUAUGUCGUUUCAUGAAAAUCACCAUUAUUGGUCGCAUUGGCAUGUCAUCCACAAAAUGUAAGAUACCGAUAGGUUCAUUUUAUGGUCAUACUGUUGUGUUAGAUAGUGAUUGCUAUGGUGAUACAGUAUUGAAGAAAGUUACGCGCCAACCACAAAAUUUACAAGCUCAGAUAAAGGCAUUGACUUCUUUGUAUGAAGAUGUACACUGUCGUUAUAGCUUAGCGAGUUGUAAAUUAUUGGAACUGUUAUCACCUGUGCUAAAUUGCGAAAUAUCAAAUGUUGCUCACAUGCAGGCUUUUAUUAAUAAGCAGCAUGAGACAGAGGCAAAUGUGGUGGAUAAUUUAAAAAUCAUUAAUUUGUACGAAGAAUGUAUUAUGCUACAACAUCAAAUUAAUGUUAUACGUAAUGUUAUCAAUCGUUUCGACACUUCCUUGUCAAAAGUCAAUCCAAUUAUGACUGCACGUGACGAUAUAUUACAGUUAACAUCACGAGAUAAAUUGCGUGUUCUGAGCCAAAGCCUAGUAGAAAUAUUAUUGCAUUUUUCUAUUGAAUUUGGAUUUAAGAAUAUAUUACCAGUACAUCAAUUAUUUACAAUUGACGUUGCCAAUAUGUUAUUUAAUUCUUUGGUCGUCUAUGGAGACGCACACAUACAAUUAGCUACUUGUUCUUUGUUGGUACGGAUGUGUUGCUUCCAAAGUUGGUGGGGUGACUUUUUGGCGGAUAUUUUCUGUAAUUUAUUUUCGUCUCAAAAUAGUAAAAUAUUUCCACAAGAUCGAAUAUUUUUCCUACUAACAUAUUUGGGUAGACGAAGCAUUGCCAUGGGAUCAUGUCGCUCAAUAGUAAUUGAUGCAAUACUAAAAACAUUAGCUAAAUUAUUAGCACCAAUAUCACCACGUUAUCAACAAACUUAUGAUAACGCUGAUCGAUACAAAGAUAAUUCCGGAAAUUUAUGGUUGAAAUCUGAUUUACAACUAAUUACAUGGUUGUUGUUAUUUUUGUCAGUUUGCUUAGAUGAUAAUAACGAUCAUAAAGAUAAAUCUACAAAUCGUUGGGAUUUCAUGAGCUGUGAAUCUGAUUUUACAAAGUCGCGUACACAAUCAUCUAACACACAAAAUAAACAAUUACGUUGUUUUAAGAAACGCAUUAUACAGAAUAAAUAUAGUGUUCAACCUUACACUGAUUGGGGAAAAAAGAUAUAUAUGAUACAAAAUGAGCAUCCAAAUAUAUUAAUGGAAUUAGCGGGAAAACCAAAAUCAUCUAAACAAUCAAAUAAAAGCGCAACAACAUCAAAGCCUGUCAAAGAAGUUAAUGCAAUAGAAAUUGAAAAUAAUUUUGAUAAGGGACUUAAAGCCAUACGAAUUUAUAAUAUAUUAAUUGUGAUAAGAGGUCUUAUUGCAUUGCUUCUAGAGAUGGAUUUUACUUGCAAUAUGGAUCAAUUUUUGUUAACAUGCAAGGUGAUUGCACGGUUGGUAUCUGCCUGUCGCCCAGCUGUAAAAUUGACAAAAAUUGUAACUACCACACAACUGGAGCAAUUAAUCCGGCUUGCUGUUUGGAAUGAUCAACAACAACCUUGGGCUGUACAUGCAAUUACUUGUUUAUUACAGGAUUUGUUAGAUGCUGAUAAGCACUAUAAAGACAAUGACGCUACUCCUACAAAUGAUCGCGGCAGUAUUUUGGAAAUUGUAACCGCAGACCAGUCACCAAAAAAUGCUUUUGACAGUUAUCAAUCAAUAUAUGCACAACAACCCAUGACAUCUGUACAAGCUAACAGUAAUGAAGUGCCCUAUUCUGAUGCAAAAUAUUAUCAUUUACCAUCUUUAAUUGAGUGCGAUGAUACUGAGUUUGAUGAACUUCUCAACGACAUGGCGAUGAUUGAACGUACAAAACCAACGAAAAAAGACAACAACAACGUUAAUAAAAAUACAGUUAAUUACUUUUGUAAAUCUAUAUCGAGCUCCCUAGAUGCUAGGUUAGAUGUUGGAUUAGAUAUCAACAUUGAAGUUAAAAUUCGACGCUUAACAAUGAUUUCUUCCUUGGAUAUGUAUGCAUCAUUGCCUCAGAUUCCUGGAAAUGAAUUCGUUACACCCAUUCCGGAAGCAACCAUAUGGCCAGAAUACAUAACAGAGAUUUGGUCAACACCAGAAUUUAAUGAAUCGCAAAAUACUUACAAAAUGUUUAAAGAUGUAUUUGAUAGCAUAUUCGCAGAUCUACAUAUGCAGGAUACAUGGGUACAUUUGGAACAGGUAUUGCAUAUGUGGCUAACUUUGAAUGGAGAGCUUACUGAUAAAGCCUGUACUGGAACUUUUUCGCAAACCGAUGUACCAAAAAUACCAUUUGGUGCACAUGCUGUGCAGGGACUGUUAAUUGCACUAGCUUGGCAUAAUGAUAUUAAGUUGCGUACUUGGUGUUUGGGUUUCCAAUGCUUGUUUUUAGCUUGUAACUCACAAGCUAUUUGUGAUGAUGACUCAGAUUCGACGAAUAUAAACGAAGUUAUAAUUAACGAUGAACAUUUUGAGAAAAUGUUGUUGAGAUUUUUCUCUGGUUAUGGUAUGACUUCAACUAUUAUUUCUAAUCGAUGUGCUGGACCAACUAUAUGUAAACAUUUGCAUGAACUAUUACAAUGGUUGCAUAAGAAAAGCGAAAUGACAGAAGAUUUUAUCACUUGUAAACGUAAACUUAAGGAUAUUUUACUACAUAUUAUACUGCAGUUAGUUCAACCAGGUGGUGCUAUUUGCACUCAACAGGGUCCAAUCGACGCACAAAGUCAAUUAGUGCGUGAUUUGCUAUGUAUGCCAAAUGAUAAAGCUGAUUUAAUUGUUGCUUUAAAAAUAAUAGAUAAUGUUUCGUUCCUGGUCAACAAUAAUAUAUCCAACAAUGACAAGUUACAAUGUCAGCGUAUAUCUGAUAAUAGUAGUGCUGCAAAUACGUUCUGCAAUUUAUUUGCCAAUGUGCUUGGUUCAGAUAACACUAAGCAAAAUGCAUCUAUAUCAGAUAAUUCGUUGAUUAUUAGUUUAAUAAAGCUGUCAUCGUCGCUCAUACAGAUAGAGUUGCCAAGACAGCCAAGUGAGGUUCCAAUACCGGAAGAUAAGGAACUUUCAAACGAAAGUCAAACAGAUGAAACAAAAGCUGAACAAUUAAAUAAUGAUGGUCCAAAAUCGAAAACACCAUGUAUAGCUGAUACGGUAUUACGUGAUAAGAACAUGAAUACCAUGAAACGUUUAUUAACUGCUUUGUCGAAUUGCACCAGCACUUCCGUCAUAUUGACAAUAACAAACAAUUCUAUAACUACUACAAAGGCUACAGAUAAUAAUUCAUUCGAUGAUCCGCAAACAACAGCAGAUGCAGUUUUUAAUAUGCUCGUUUUACUAUACGAAAAAGCAUCAAGCCCACGUUUAGUUAUUGCACCAAUAUGUCAAUAUCUGGAAGCAAGCACCUCGAAUCGUACUUAUCUUCCACGUUUACAAUUAUCAGAACCUUUUCUUCUGUUUAUGUCAAAAGUUUUGGCAGAUUCAUCUUCUGUUCAAAUUUUUACACAACUUGGUGGCAUAAAUAUUAUUUGCAAAAAUUUAGUUAAACUAAACAAAGCAUUGAUUAAUAUGCAACCUAGCUUAAUAUCGCUCAUUAUGCAACAUAUGACCAAGAAUUCCAAGAUAAAAAUUGCUCCACAGAAUAGUUUGAAUAACAGUUUAAAGAAACCACCAACAAAUAACGCACAGUCUCCACGUUACCUACAAGAAGGUCUUAUUAAUUUUGCACCAUUCUGCAAUAUUUCUACAGAAAAUGAUUCUGCUCAAUCCGCUGAUAUAUUAAUUUCCAAUCCAAUGGCUUCACAUCGUCGGCCACGUACACCGGCCUGGAAUUAUAUGUUUUAUCCUAAUGAAUCGCAUGUAGAUUUAACCAUUACGUUGCCAACUGCGGUAUUGCUGAAGGAAGUGCAAUUGCAACCACAUACUCCGACACUGGCAUCAUGUCCAUCAGCUGUAGCUUUAGAAAUAUCACGUGAUUAUGGUCUAGGACCUAUACCCGUUUGCUCACCACUAACCACAACAGGCAUGACAUGCAUACGUUUGAAGUUGGCUAAAGCUGAAAUAGCAACGAGUGUGGUUUUAAGAUUAUACAGACCUAAGGAUAGUUCCAAUAUUGGUUUGUCACAAAUUGCUAUACUCGGCAAUACAAUAUUUGCAGAACAUGCAAAUACCAGCAGCAGCAGCAACAGUGUAUCAAAUGCUGAUAAUUCAAGUGAUAAUGAUAUUUUUGCUAAGACUAGCAUUGGUUGGAUAAGUAUUUUAUCACGUUGUUUCAAUGCAGCUGAUUUUAUGCCCUAUCCUAAAUGGGAAGCAGAUAUCAUUGGUGCUUCGGCCGUAUAUCCUGGUUUCCUUGAAGCAUGUUGUUCAUUAAUGAAUAUAAUGCCCAUGAUACCAAGUGGAGCUCAACACAAUUUAGAAACGGUUCUCCUUAAGUUAGGUUCAUAUAACAAAGAAUUGUGUUUAUCUUUAAUACGAAUUUUGUUAUGGAAUACAGCACCUCAAGUUUAUAAGCUCACAAAUGAAAGCAUAUGUGAUUUGCUUUAUGAAUUAGCAACAACCAAUGAUGCACACAUCACAGAUAAAAUACAGUUAUUAUUGGAAUGGGUCAUCAAAUUACGUCAAAGUUACAGCAGUGGUACGCAACGUUGUAACAAUCCUCAAAGUGGAUUUGUAAAAUGCAUUGCUUCUAUUUUGUGGUACAUAUGUUCCAAUAAUCAAGUGCAUAAAAUAAUGGAACUAAUAACAAAUGAUAUAUUUGAAGCUUGUGUUUACUGGAUUGAUAACUUAGCUCAUGAUGAGCCCUUGAAAGUGGCAUUUGAUUCACUGCUCUGUGCACUAUGUAACAUCAAACCAGAACUUUUUGAUCAACUUUUACUAAAAGUUGACGUUAAAGUUAUGCAGUCAAUGCCAAAUAUUUCUAAUGAUCAGUACGCAAAAGAGGAAGAAAUUGGUCUUACGGAUGACAACAAAGGAAUAAGUGGUAGUGAAUGGUUUGAACAUGCUGCAGCUAAUAAUUUAAAUACACUCUUACAGCGACCAUCCUAUCUGGCAACACUGGCUUUAGCUUGUCAAUCACCUGUUGCAAUAUAUAAAUUAGUUGAUUCUGGUUUACCAAAAUUAUUGUCGCAUGCAUUAUUUGAGUAUUGUUGCGCUUUGUUACCAACAUUAAAGCGCGAGCAGAAAACUGUUCAAACACAACAUGAAGAGGAUGAAUUGGAACCAAAGCCAACCACUAGUGCUUCCGCUGUUGCAAGUACAAGUCGCAUGCAACAUAAAUUUAAUAAUCAAGCAACAGACAUUGAUAAAUCGAAGCAUGUUUAUACCAACACAACCGAUACACAACCUCUACUCACGUGUACACACGUGCCAAAAAUACUUGAUUUCUUUGCUGAAUGUUGCGCAGAGGGACAUAUGCGUGACUGGUUGGGCACACAACAGGGCACUGUAUUUUGGAAACCAUUACUUGAACUGCUUUGCAAUUUCAGACCAUUAGAACUUGCUGGCGAAGAACCUUUACAACAAGCAUUCAUACGUAUGGAACGUGCUACCAUUAACUUUUUAACACGUGUAACAUCAUGUCAUCCUAAAAACCAAGAUACUUUAACUUCAUUACUUAUUGCGGUUAUAACAAAAUCCUCUAAUGUAUCACCUACAGCAACAUUAAAGUCAACAAUUUCUGGCUUUACACGUCAAAUCGUUUUACAGCUGCUCUUAGAGAAUGAGCGCUUAUUGGUUUCGAUUAGAAGUAAAUUACCAUUGCAGCGUAAAAAUUCCAUUUUCAAUUCUUCCAGUUCUUUAACAGCGAAUGCUGCGAACAAUAACAGUGUUUCGAUGUGCUUUGUAAAUAAUCAUCCAUCGAAACGAGUUAACGCACAUCAUUUGCUAUUUUUCGUUAAUUCAAAUACCAAAUGUCAAGAAAUAUUGCAAUAUUGUGUUUCAGUUUCCUCAAACCUUGCACUUACUAAUAAUAAUUCAGAAAAUCCACCAAAAGAUGAAAAUACAGAUUCGGCACCAACUUGUAAUAAGAUCACUAUUAAUCAAAAUGCCAUGAAGCCAAUGUUAGAGAUAAAUACCGGAAUAGGAUUGAAUUUCAAUGGUUUUGAUAAUGGUAUGGAGUUUUUAAGUGUAGCUGCAGGCGUAACUGCAAAGGAUAAGCGUUUGAAAGAUGUUAAAAACCAGGUGGCCUCAGCGAAGGAUCAUAGUGCCAUUUCCGCGCUUCCAAAAUUAUUUACCAUUGAUGACUUCAUAACUCCUUCGAAUUCUGUGUUAACACCAACUUUUGCUCAAUUAACCCAUGAUGACUUGCCCGAUAUAUUACUAUCAAGCGAUACAACAGUGUCUCAAAUUUUAGCUUCUUUAUAUAAUAAAGGAGAAUCUUUAUCCACUCCUUGUUUGUCGCUUAAUUUGUUGACCCGAAUUACUAAUCCUGAUGAGUGUGAUGAAUCCGUAGUGAAAGCCGCCAAUAUGGAACCUUUACCAACACCGCUACAAAGAUUUUCCAGUCGUGGGGGCUUAUCUAUGUUAGCUAAGUAUUUGCCUACCGUUUAUCCGGAAAGUGCUGGCCGUAAGUCACCAACAACCCAACCGGAAAAGGAAAAAAGUCAACCAAUUGUUGAUUGGGUGAAACUUGAACCUAAUGAUGAAAUAUAUGAAGAUCUUGAUGAUGUUGUAUCAGAACCAAUUUCUAAAAAUGCUUCGAUUUCAUCCGUACCACAACACUCCUUAGCUGCAUUUGGGUUAUUCUUACGUUUACCUGGUUAUUCAGAUGUUUUAUUGAGAGAUAAAUUACGUGCUCAGUGCCUUCUCCGUCUAGUUUUGGGUGUGACCGGGGAUGGUGAAGGAAACGAUAUUUACAGUCUGUCUCUUGCUCCUUCGCUGCCAACAUUACCAUUUGAAGUUUUCCGUCAAUUACUUGAUAGUUUACUAUUGAAAACCGAUGACGGCGUCUUACUAAGACGUAUGAUAAUUGAAAUUGGUGCAAUGCAUUUAGUAUUAAAUUGUUUGAGUAUAUUUACACAUCAAUCACAAAAUUGUCAGAUCUCAACUCCUCAAAGCGAGGCUUCCUCGACUGGCGUAAAAACAAAUGGAGAAGAAUCCUCAAUAGCUCCAUCUGAUGAUAAGAGUCAUAUGUAUUGGGCAAAAGGAACCGGAUUUGGUACCGGUUCAACUGCGCAAUCCUGGAAUGUCGAACAAGCACUGUUAAGACAAAAAAGUGAAGAAGAGCAUGUAACUGUUUUGUUGCAGGUACUUUCAAGUUACAUUAAUCCUGGCGAUACCAUACCUGCAUUUUUGCAAAACGAAGAAAUAAUGGCUUAUCAUGAAAUAAAUGAUAAUCCCGGCGAGUUACCAAUACAAUUUACUUAUCUCUUGCAACAGUCCUGCCUCAUUCCGGCUUUAAGUUCCUAUUUACGAAAUGACUCUGUAUUAGAUAUAACAAGACACAUUCCUCUGUAUCGUGCUAUAUUACAAUUGUUACGUGCUCUGUCACAAUCACAGCAAUUGGUCUCCUUAUUGCAACCACAAACUCCACUAGAAAAUUCACCAUCCAUUUUAGAACUUUUAACUAAUUUGAAAACGUGUGUGGAUACAUACGCAAAGCGUUUGAAAGUGAACAAGAAAUCCAACAUAAAGGGACAAAAACAACAAGUUACUUUUAAUAUAGAUGAUGGUGAUGAUGAAGGAUUAGCUCUUUUAAUACCCGAUAUACAGGAGACAACUGCAAUUGUACAAAAAACAAUCAAUGCAGAUACAUUAGCUAAUUCAUUUGAUAACGAUGCUGCAGUAAUAAAUAUUGAUAAUCCUCAAUUAACAAAAUCUUUAGAACAACGCUAUAUGGAAUUAAUGAAACAGCUGCAAUUCGAUACUUAUGAUAUGAUUGUUGAAUCAGAUAACAAUAGUUUUCGCUUUACGGUUUCACAUCAUUUCGAGAAAAUGGUGCGAAUGGCUUGUGAUCGGUAUCAUCCAUCGCGCGUUAAGCGGUUAGCACAAGAAGCUGUAACAUUAUCAACCAGUUUGCCAUUGUCUUAUAGUAGUUCUGUGUUUGUUCGCUGUGAUACUGAUAGACUUGACGUAAUGAAGGUGCUCAUUACUGGACCCGCAGAUACACCUUAUGCGAAUGGUUGUUUUGAAUUUGAUGUAUUCUUUCCACCAGAAUAUCCUCUUCAACCAAUGAUGAUAAAUUUAGAAACAACUGGUCGCCAUUCAGUUCGCUUCAAUCCCAAUUUAUAUAAUGAUGGUAAAGUUUGCUUAUCUGUCUUGAAUACUUGGCAUGGUCGACCUGAGGAAAAAUGGAAUGCACAAACUUCAAGUUUUCUGCAAGUAUUAGUUUCAAUUCAAUCGUUGAUUCUCGUCCCAGAACCUUAUUUCAAUGAACCAGGAUUUGAACGAAGUCGUGGUACACCAAGUGGUACAUAUUCCUCACGCGAAUAUAAUAGCAACAUUUAUCAAGCAUGCGUACGUUGGGCUAUGUUAGAACAGAUACGUAAUCCUAGUCCUUGUUUCAAAGAUGUAAUCCAUAAGCAUUUUUGGUUGAAGCGUAAUGAAAUUUGCGCGCAAAUUGAAAGUUGGAUGGAAGAAUUAAACAAGCCCCAAUAUAAUGAACGUAAUAGCCGCACCAUUUCAUUCAACUCAAUGGUCUUACGCCGUCAAUAUCGACAUUUACGUGAAGAACUUUCAAAAUUAAAAGUCCCCGAGGGCUUGGAAGAUUUAGAUGCUCCUUUUAGUCCACAUGUUUCAAUACCACCAAUGAUUGACAACUCAAGUAAUUCGGCUAGCACAAGUACAAGUAGCAGUGUUAUAGCGCAAACACAGAGCACAACAGUAAGCACAAUGACUGCGACAACAGCAACCGCCGAGAAUGCAGAAACUAAAACUGAAAGUUAUCAAGAAUCCGUGUCACCCGCGUCACUUAGUUAUCCAGAGUGCAGCACACCCAAACCAAUGUUAGUUGAAUUACCUGAUUACAUUGAUAACGAUUUGGAUGAUGCCACACUUUUAUUAACGCCACAACAUCCAGUACCUGCGCCAGUGACAGCUACUGUGGUAACAGUGGAAGAGGCUACCACUCAAGCGGACGAAGAGAUUAUUGCCCAAACACCAGACUCCCCAAUACCAAUGUUUAACUAUCAGCACGAUGUUAUGAGUAUAAUAAAUCCUCCCUCACCGAUACCAAUUCCAAUGUUCAGCUAUUCCUUUGAUGGAGACGUAGAAAUAUUCUUUGACAAUGCCGAUGAAGAUGCUCAAUAUGAAGACUCCAAUUUGGGAGAUUUUCUAUAGUUAUCUUUUGACAGCAUUAUUUCGAAAUGUCAACAUGUAUCCAAAGUCUCAGAUGUUUAAUGUAUGUAUGUCUACAGUUAGUUUAUUAUUUUAAAUAAUUUUAUUUUUUAUAAAUGCUUAUAUUCCUUUGUGUG
Teleopsis dalmanni is the source of this 11432-nucleotide messenger RNA. RefSeq names its product baculoviral IAP repeat-containing protein 6 (gene Bruce). The transcript is spliced from 35 exons. Gene Ontology annotation, molecular function: ubiquitin conjugating enzyme activity; cysteine-type endopeptidase inhibitor activity. The record is from RefSeq and is a predicted model, not a curated record. Gene Ontology annotation, cellular component: nucleus. The coding region runs from base 1 to 11298 and encodes 3765 amino acids. Lineage: Eukaryota; Metazoa; Arthropoda; Insecta; Diptera; Diopsidae. Gene Ontology annotation, biological process: regulation of cytokinesis; apoptotic process; negative regulation of apoptotic process.